This is a messenger RNA of Hevea brasiliensis (rubber tree), 3193 nucleotides long. Its product is annotated as G-type lectin S-receptor-like serine/threonine-protein kinase At1g11410. The coding region runs from base 540 to 3053 and encodes 837 amino acids. The transcript is spliced from 7 exons. Lineage: Eukaryota; Viridiplantae; Streptophyta; Magnoliopsida; Malpighiales; Euphorbiaceae. Gene Ontology annotation, molecular function: ATP binding; protein serine/threonine kinase activity. The record is from RefSeq and is a predicted model, not a curated record. Gene Ontology annotation, biological process: recognition of pollen; protein phosphorylation.
GUUUAGUAAUAUUGGCUUGGUUAGUGAAAUUGGAAAUUCCACCCCUUUAAACUAGAAUAUAGAUUUGUUACACUCUGCAUUAUGAUAGAUGUGCCUCCAUAUCUUUCACGUUCGUACGGGACAGGAAGCUCCUCUCAUUGCGUUUGCUCCGUUGGGUUUCAUGGAACGCAGUCCAUAUAUUCGAUAAAAUGUCACAACGAAUAAGGAUUCUGCUGUAGGAUUUAAUGGACCCGUCCAUUCUCUUCCUCUGUUGUUUUUGGCUUGCAAGCUCAUUAAUCAUCCUACUCCUGCACCUACAAAUUUUCAAACUUUCCUCCACGUUAGUGCAUUUGGUUCAAUGGACACAGUCGUUUCUUCAGUCUAGAAUGUUGAAAAGUAGGCUAUUGUCUAUGUUCAUUGGUGAAGAAGACAAGAAAUAUAGUUGUCAACAAAGUCGCAGUUUACUUGUCAAAAGUUUUAGCUCCUUGUGGACUUUUCUUAUUUAAAAAUAUGACCAAAUCCCACAUAAGUUUCACUUCAAUGAAGAUUACAGAACCAGUAUGGAUUUUCGAAAGUUGUUCCUGCAUUCUUCUCUUCUAGUCCUCCAUUUCGCAUUUUCUUCUUCCAGAGACACCAUAACUAUAAACCAAACCCUUCAUGAUGGUGACUUUCUGAUCUCUAGAGAAAAUAAUUUUGCAUUAGGAUUCUUUAGCCCCGGAAGUUCCAGUUUUAGAUAUCUUGGAAUCUGGUACCAUAAAGUCCGAGAGCAAACUGUGGUGUGGGUAGCAAAUAGGGAUGAUCCAAUCAAUGGUUCGUCGGGAGUUCUAUCAAUUGACCAAUAUGGAAAUCUCUUUCUCCAUAGCUACCACAACCAGAAAGCUCCUGUGUGGACUGCAAAUGUCUCAGUGGAGGUUACAGAUUAUUGUGUAGCUCAGCUCUUGGAUACAGGAAAUUUGAUUUUGGUCCGCGAUAAAAGUAAAAGUACUGUGUGGGAAAGCUUUGACCAUCCUACGGAUACUAUGCUGCCAGGAAUGAAACUUAGGUUGAACCGAACGACAGGCAUGGACCGGUUCCCGGUAUCUUGGAGAUCAGCAGAUGACCCUGGAACUGGAAACUUCUCACUUCAGAUCAACCCAAAAGGAUCACCACAGGUCUUUAUCUACUGGGGUAUAAAAUAUAUUUGGCGAAGCAUUGCAUGGCCCUUGAAAAGUUAUGCAGAUAUAUCCAAUGUUAGUUUUGUCAAUAAUCAAAAUGAGACAUAUGUGGUCUACUCUGUUUCUGAUGCUUCUGUUAUCCUAAGGGUAAUUUUGGACUAUUCAGGACUUCUUAAGAAACUAAUUUGGCAUGAAAAAGAUGGCAAAUGGAAUGAAUUCUGGUCGGUACCAAAAUCUCCGUGUGAUCCAUAUGGGCAUUGUGGUACCUAUGGAAUAUGUGAUCCUGAAUUUCUUAGUCGAAGAUUUGAAUGUGAUUGUUUACCGGGGUAUGAACGCAAGUCCCCAAGGGACUGGCAUAUUCUAAAAGAUGCAUCAGGGGGGUGUGUCAGGAAGCGGCUAGAGUCUACCUCAUUAUGUGGGCAUGGAGAAGGAUUUGUGAAAGUGGCAAAUGUUAAAGUACCUGACACUUCAGCAGCAGUUUGGGUGAGCACGAAUAUGAGUCCAAGGGACUGUGAAAAGAAUUGCAGCAGGAAUUGUUCAUGCUCUGCAUAUGCAAGCAUAGAUAUUGCUGGGAAGGAGACUGGCUGUUUGACAUGGUAUGGCAAAUUGAUGGACACUGUGCAAAAUAAGGAAGAGGGAUAUGAUAUUUAUGUUCGUGUUGAUGCAGUCGAAUUAGCCGAAAUCGCCCAAAAAUGGAAUGGUUUUCUUAAAAGGAAGGAUAUGUUAGCCAUUUUAGUAAUAUCUGUUGUUUCAGCUUGGUUUGUCAUCAUCUUAUUUACAUAUUUGUGGCUCAAGAAGAAGAAGAAAAGGGUGAGGAACAAAUGGAGCAAAAGAUGGCUUGAUACAAUUGGCAACGCAUACUACAAGGAAACUUCAGUGGAAAAUCAAGUCGAAGGUAGCAUGAGUCAUCCAGAGAUUGCUUUUUUCAAUCUGAGCACUGUACUUGCUGCAACUAACAGUUUCUCUCCAGCUAACAAACUAGGGCAAGGUGGUUUUGGUGCGGUUUAUAAGGGUAAAUUGUCUAAUGGAAAGGAAGUUGCUGUGAAAAGACUUUUGAAAGAUUCAGGGCAAGGAAUAGAUGAAUUUAAAAAUGAAGUGUUGCUGAUUGCAAAACUUCAACAUCAGAAUCUGGUGAAACUCAUAGGAUGCUGCAUUCAGGGAGAGGAACCAAUGCUAGUUUAUGAAUACAUGCCAAACAAAAGCUUGGACUACUUUCUUUUCAAUGAAACAAGAAGGUCAAUCUUGGAUUGGAGAAAACGCUUCGAUAUUAUCGUUGGGAUUGCUCGUGGAAUCUUAUAUAUUCACCAAGAUUCUAGGCUGAGAAUUAUCCAUAGAGAUCUAAAAACUAGCAACAUUCUAUUGGAUGAAGAAAUGAAUCCAAAAAUUUCGGAUUUUGGCCUAGCUAGAAUCUUCAAAGGCGACCAAACUCAUGAGAAGACAAACAGAAUAGUUGGAACAUUUGGGUACAUGUCUCCAGAAUACGUGGUAUUUGGAAAGUUUUCAACGAAAUCUGAUGUCUUUAGUUUUGGCAUCAUAUUAUUAGAGAUCGUUGCAGGGAAAAAGAACAAUAGCUUUUGUCAAGAGGAUUCUUACCCAAGCAUGAUAGGAAAAAUAUGGCAUUUAUGGAGAGAAGAGAGAGCAUGGGAGAUUGUUGAUUCAUUACUAAAGCAUUCUUGUUCUCCUGAUGAAGUAUUGAGAUGCAUCCAAAUUGGGCUCUUAUGUGUGCAAGAAGAUGAAAUGGAAAGACCGACUAUGUCAGCUGUCGUUCUAAUGUUAAAUAGCGAAAUUAGUCUUCCUUCUCCUAAGCAAUCUGCAUUCGCUUUCAGAAAGUCUAAUAUUAUUAGUUCCAGCUCAUUAGAACCAAAAGAAGGAUUUUCUUCUGUGGAUGAGGAGACAAUUACUGAGGUUGUAUGUCGUUGAAAAUCUCUCUCAUCAAUUACAUAAAUUUUUAGUAUAGGGAUUCAAGAUAUGCUUCUUCUGAUAUUAUUAUUAUUUUUUAUUUAGACUUAAUUUGUCAUGAAAUUAAAUCCAAAAUGCAAAUAUAUAUGAAAUUUAUAUAA